ACUUAACCGUUACGGUUUAGUAUGGGUAACGACUCACUGGUCCUAUAGAGUCACACACUCUGCCACGAAUGAGAAGGUUGAAGGGUGAGCAAAAUGGGUCCCACAGUUUUCAGUUGGGUGAUGACGUGGAUGACCUCUGGAGUGGCCACGUGGACAGGGGACAAAAGUCAGAUAUCGCCUUAUCUUUCAGCUUCCCUCCCCUACCUUUACUCUCUCUCCAUGCGAAAAGAUGAAAAGACGCCAUCUUUGCGAGGCUUGUGUUUCUCGGCUGAUCUACACAGAGAGAGGAGAGAGGGAGAUGUGAGAGAAAUUGAAGAUCACAGAGAGAGAGAGGAAGAAAUGGCGGCAAGUUCGAGGCUUUCAUCGUUUGGGAUAUGGAGGAGAGAGAAGAAAACAGGGGAAUGGGGAUGCCGACGAUGGCCGGUGACGGAGGUCAGGCCACGGCCGUCGGCGAAAUGCCACGUGGCGUCAGCGAAGCCAGCCACGUAUUCCUCGAGAAUCUCCACUGACCUCCCUCUGUACGAGUCUCCCCAGGCAUUGUUCGAUGAUUAUUUGGAGGAUAAAUCUCGGGUGUUCGCAGCCAUGUUUCCUGAUAAACGGCGAAGCCGAAGGCUUAGUCACGAAGAAUGGAGAAUUCAGAUGUUACCAAUAAACUUCCUCUUCGUAACGGUUUGGCCAGUGGUGGAUAUGCGCUUAAGAUGCAGAUCCAACGGCCACGAUUACCCCAUCGACGUCCCUCCAGACAUCACCAAAGUUCUCGAGCUCGACAUGACGAGAUGGGAGCUGCAAGGACUUGACAAAGUAAUGGAACCUACCGAUUUCUCACUGGGAGUGAGAGGAGCAUUGUAUCCAGAUCGACGACGGGGAAGGAAUGCUCGUCUCAAAGGUCGGUUAGAGAUGAACAUUAGCUUCGUUCUUCCUCCUGUUCUCGAGCUAGUACCUGAAGAUGUCAGGAAGAACGUCGCCACCGCGGUUUUGACGAGUUUGGUGGAGAACAUGAAGGACAAGGUUAACGGGAGCUUGCUCGCCGAUUACAGCAGGUUCAAGAACGAGAGAACAUUACACAAGUAAACUCGAGAUUUGUGAAAAAACGGUAUCAAGAAAAAACAUGCAUAGUGAGUUUUUUUUUCUUUGGAUUGGAAGUAUUUUCUGAAUUUGGAACUUAUAAUAGAGAGGGGCAAAAGUCUAUAAACAA
Tarenaya hassleriana is the source of this 1195-nucleotide messenger RNA. RefSeq lists its product as uncharacterized. The transcript has 5 exons. NCBI's taxonomy places the organism in Eukaryota, Viridiplantae, Streptophyta, Magnoliopsida, Brassicales, Cleomaceae. The coding region runs from base 94 to 1071 and encodes 325 amino acids. The record is from RefSeq and is a predicted model, not a curated record.